AUGCAUAAAAGUAGUCAAGAACUUAGUACCCCACAGAUUGUUGGUAGCUUCAAGGUCUACAACGUCAGUGGAUCAGCUUUCGAGGUACCACUCAAGUACACUGUCCUAAAAAUUUUAGGUAUGGGGGCUUAUGGCAUCGCCUGCAGUUGUCUGGAUAAUGAGACCGGACAAAAAGUAGCAAUCAAAAAAUGUCGAGAUAUAUUUCGAGAUAUUGAAGAUGGCAAGCGUGUUUUACGUGAGGUGGCCAUGAUGCGCUUUUUUAAUCACGAAAAUUUGUUGAAUGUGAUUGACAUCUUGCCACCGCUGAAGGGGAGCUUCAGCGAAUUCAAAGAUAUUUACGUUGUAACGCCACUUAUGGAUGUUGACCUCAACGUAGUGUUGCGGUCUCGUCAAACUUUAGAGGAGUCUCACAUGCAGUAUUUUGUAUAUCAAACAUUACGAGGCCUAAAGUAUUUACACAGCGCCAACGUGGCGCACCGGGACCUGAAGCCAGCGAACCUUGUCACGAAUAUAUCCUGUGAACUGAGGCUUAUAGACUUUGGCCUAAGCCGUAGCAUCGACGUGCCACUCGCCGAUCUCACGGAUUACGUUAUCACUCGCUGGUAUCGGCCGCCGGAACUGCUGUUAGAGAACACUAAUUAUACAACCGCCGUGGAUAUCUGGUCUGUUGGGUGUAUUUUUGCAGAGAUGUACAAUCGCAGGCCUGUUUUCCCGGGGCGUAAUACUAUGGAUCAGCUGCGACUGAUUGCGCAGCACGUGGGCAAGCCACCAGCCAGCAUAGUGGAGCACAAGGACGCCCUUGAGAAGCUUAACGGGCUUCCAGAGGGUUGCUUAAACAUUCCAAAACUCGUUCCGGGGCUCGCCAGCAGCAAGGAUGGGAUGGAUUUCCUAGCCAAACUGUGGACACUUGACCCGCUUAAACGCCCGAGUGCAGCGGAAAUGCUGGCGCACCCGUUUCUUGCUCAUCUACACGACGAAGACGAUGAACCAAGUUGUCCACAGCCAUUUCAGUGGCCAUACGAGGGAAUGUCGAUGAGCGUACUUGAUUUACGCAGGGCAUUCUGGAAGGAGAUCACGGAUUUCAACCCGUAUUUGUUAUCUAGUUGUGAAGGGGUAGCAAACACGGCAGGUGGUCUACUUCAUCAUCACGGUUACAAAGAGUGCUGA
Molecule: messenger RNA, 1167 nt
Organism: Phytomonas sp. Hart1
Lineage: Eukaryota; Euglenozoa; Kinetoplastea; Trypanosomatida; Trypanosomatidae
Source: the annotation of a GenBank genome assembly